Molecule: messenger RNA, 1526 nt
Organism: Rhipicephalus sanguineus (brown dog tick)
Lineage: Eukaryota; Metazoa; Arthropoda; Arachnida; Ixodida; Ixodidae
Product: RB-associated KRAB zinc finger protein-like
Exons: 3
Coding region: 78-1526 (482 amino acids)
Cellular component (GO): nucleus
Source: RefSeq, a predicted model, not a curated record
AGCUUGUUGGCGUGCAUUUGCUUUGGACUCAGUUGCUCAGGAGUGCUGCAUGAACUUUUGCUGGUGUGCUGUCGAAAAUGCCUGGGUGCUGCUGUGCACCGAACUGUCGGUCGAACUACGCUAACGGACCGCGAGCACGUGUGUACAGGUUUCCAUUGGAACCCGCCCGAAAUGCAGCGUGGACGAAGGCUGUGCGACGGGAAAACUUCACACCUACGAAGUACAAUGUGGUCUGUGAGCACCACUUUCUUGAAAGUGACUUCGUAGACUCCGCCAGCUACACUGACAGCAUGACUGGGAAAGUAAUUGAAGUACCCCUCAAACUGAGGCGCUUGAAGCCUUCUGCAAUCCCAAGCGUUUUCCCUAAUUGCCCUGCUUACUUGUCCCGCCAAGAAACUUCUGCACGCGAGAGCCCAGAAGAAAAGCGCGCUCGUCUAGACGCAGAAGCGUUGCAGAAAGCAAUACGAUUAUCAGAGCAGUCUCACGAAGCGGAAAAAAAGAAGAAUGUCAUGGCCACUUUCGAAGACCUAUUGAAAGCAGUAGGUGGCCUCUCUCUUACUGACUUCUGGACCAAGGUGGUCACCCAGAAACAAGUACUCUUCCUCAACUUCAGCGACCAAGGUGCCCCAGUUGUGCAUCGUGCAGUGACAGUGGCAUCCGACCUUUCUUUGGCAGUGUAUGUUGGUGAAAUGAGGUUACAAAACCUACGUUCCGCUGUGCUUCCUACGACAAUUUCUGACUUGAGAGUGCUUCACGAAGUUCUGUGCGAUGUGGAAGAUGUCACGAAGGAUUCUACAAAUAAUGAACUCGAACUAGAGAUUCUGCUGAAGCGCGUCGUGGCACUCCUAAAGCAACUGUCAUCUUCAGCUCUCCCGCAUGAGUGGUCCUCUGACAAGAUCAGUAUUUCCCAACCAGACACAGAUGGCAAGCCUACGGCCACGAGGUCCUUGCAUUGCGGCGUUUGUAACAAAGUCUUCAAGGGCAGGUCUCAUCUGCGAACACACUUGUUCGCUCACGUUGGCAAAAAACGGUACGCCUGCGACAUGUGCGGUAGGAAAUACGCGCAGAAGAGGGACCUGGUGAUCCACAACCGCACGCACACGGGAAAGAGGCCCUUCGAAUGCUCGUCGUGCCCGGCCACAUUCAUCAACAGCGAGAGUCGGAAGAGGCACAUGUUGACCCACACCGGCGAAAGACCGCAUGAAUUCAACGUCUGCGGACGAAGAUUCGCCAGGAAAUCAGACCUCGCUUCGCACGGACUGACUCAUUCGGGGAAGAAGAUGGUCGCCUGCCACGUGUGCGGCCGAAACUUUUCCCGGAGAGGCAACCUCCGGCGCCACGUCCGUACGCACACUGGAGAGAAGCCGUACGCGUGCCAGCUGUGUCCCGCUACGUUCGCGCGCUUGAGCACGCUGAAAACACACGUUGUAAGUCACACCGGUGAGCGACCGUACACGUGCGACAAGUGCUGGAAGAGUUUCAGUUCGAGCUGCAACCUUUCGCAGCAUAAGCUCACUCAGGUGUAA